Molecule: messenger RNA, 432 nt
Organism: Symbiodinium necroappetens
Lineage: Eukaryota; Dinophyceae; Suessiales; Symbiodiniaceae
Source: the annotation of a GenBank genome assembly
GCACGGCCGCAUUCGGGCGGAGAACACGUGGCUCCAGCACCUGCCCAAUGGGGACUGCAAGGUUUUGCUGUCUGACUUCGGCGAGUCGCGCAGCUUGGAGGACCAAGGCAGCGAUGCCAUGUUCGUCGCUCCUGAGCUGGUCGAGGGCCAAAGCACGACACCCACCCACGCCGGGGAUCUCUUCUCCUGUGGUGUUUUGGGCUACGCUUUGGCCAUGGGCCGGUAUCCGUGGUUCAGCACUCGGCCGGGAAAGUGCAAGACCUUCUCCUUCGCCAAGAGCCACGGGCUGCAGAGCUUCCUUGGCGACCGCCGAUGCCCCGCUUCCAAGGAGGGCCGAAUGUCAUCGGAGUACAAGGAGAUCUUGGGCUGCCUUCUCGAGUUGGAUCCCGGCAUCAGAGAGCAGAAGGCCCUGUCCAUGCGGGCGACUUUGCC